Messenger RNA from Sitophilus oryzae (rice weevil), 2505 nucleotides. RefSeq names its product zinc finger protein 320-like. Gene Ontology annotation, biological process: regulation of transcription by RNA polymerase II. Lineage: Eukaryota; Metazoa; Arthropoda; Insecta; Coleoptera; Curculionidae. Gene Ontology annotation, molecular function: DNA-binding transcription factor activity, RNA polymerase II-specific; RNA polymerase II cis-regulatory region sequence-specific DNA binding; chromatin insulator sequence binding. Gene Ontology annotation, cellular component: chromosome; nucleus. The coding region runs from base 433 to 1905 and encodes 490 amino acids. The transcript has 12 exons. The record is from RefSeq and is a predicted model, not a curated record.
GGCUGUAUGAACGCAUGUACGGUAUCCCAUAUAACCAACUUUCUUAUUUUAUUUUAUUUUAUUCUUAUUUUAUUUUAUUUGGCUGUAUGAACCCACCAAUAAACGGUCGAAGAAGCGUUUCAACCUAUAUCUCUGGUUUCAACCUGGCUUCAACUUCCGCUGUUCUUUUUUUUGUUUACUUAAAAAGGUAAUUCCCAGGCUGUUAAAUAUAUGUCAAACUUCAAACUCAAAACAUAUGAUCUUUGAAAAUUGUUUUAUUUGGUAUUUGCUGGUAUUUGGUAGUUUUAUUAUUAUUUGUAUAUCAGAUAAAAAAAUGUUUGUGUUAAAAAUUGUGUGUAAUGACUAAUGGACCAACAAUUCCGCACACUGGAUAUAGCUAAACUGAACCCGGAUUAUUUUUCCCUUUGCUAUUGAACUUUUUUAUUAGGAACUAUGGAUAAUAUAGAUGAAGUAGUAAUAGAUUUAAAACCCCCAAAAGAUGCUGCCUUCAAUAACGAAUCAAUUAGUUUGGAACAUGUUAAACAAGAAAUUAAUAUUUCUGAAGAAAAUAUAAAUGGAUUAUCAGAUGAUAAGUUUGAACUUGAUACCCAGGCUGUUAAACUUACCAACGAAGAAAGCCAUCAACAUGGAAAAUAUAUUCAAACCAGGGUAUCAUCUAAUGAUAAAUUAAAGAUACGACACGAGGAAGUUCACUUGGCACAGGAAGAACGACAGAUGUUUCCUUGUGUGCACUGUGGCAAGAAAUAUGCAAGAAAACAAACCUUAAAAUAUCACCUCGAGGAUAGUCAUGCUGAUUCCAGGUCAAAGUAUGCGUCGAAAAAAUUCCAUAAAUGUUCCAUUUGUGGCUACCAAUCACGAUAUAUGUCAUUCGUUAAACGACACGAGGAAGUUCACUUGGCACCGGAAGAACGACAGAUGUUUCCUUGUGUGCACUGUGGCAAGAAAUAUGCAAGAAAACAAUCCUUAGAACAUCACCUUGAGGAUAAUCAUGUUGAUUCCAGGUCAAAGGAAGCGCGGAAAAAUAUGCAAAAAUGUUCCAUUUGUGGCUACCAAACACGGAAUAUGAUACAUUUUGGACAACACCAGCAAAUUCACUUGGCACCAGAAGAACGACAGAUGUUUGCUUGUGCGUAUUGUGACAAGAAAUAUACAAGAAAAUAUAAAUUAAAAUGUCACCUUGCGGAUAAUCAUAUUGAGUCUAGUUACAAGACUAUUAAGCCGAAAAAAAUCAAUCACAAAAAAAAGGAAUCAAAGAAAAAGUUCUAUAAAUGUGCAAUAUGUGACUUUCAAACACUACAUUCACCAAAUCUUACACGACACAAGAAAGUUCACUUGCCACCGGAAGAACGACAGAUGUUUGCCUGUAUACAGUGUAACACGAAUUAUAGAUCAAAAAUGGGUUUACAACGUCACCUCAAGCGUGGUCAUGUUGAUUCCAGAAAUGCUGAAUUUCCAGAAAAAUCUCCAACUGAUGAAGUGAUAUUAGAUUCUUUAAAAAUUGAACUUGAUGACCACGCUCUGCUUUUGGAUGACUCUAAAAAUUCUGAAUGUCUACCAGUGAGUAAUGAAGUAAAAUCAGAAGAUUUUUUAAAAACAGAACCUGAAUAUGUCGCCUUGAGUCUGAAUAGAGACAUGCAUGAUGACUUUAGCGUUUCCAGUCAUGCUGAUUGCAUAUCUGUAACUGAUAAAGUGAUAUUAGAUUCUGUAAAAAUUGAAAUCGACGAUCCGCUUUUGGAUGACUCUAAAAAUUCAGAUUGUAUAUCUGUGACUAAUGAAGUAAAAUCAGAACCUGAAGAUGUCGCUCUGUUUCUGGAUAGAGACAUGCACGAUAACUUUAAUCGGACUCAUUUUUCUCAAUCCGACCAUAUUCUGGAACGGAACGCUCGAAUCUCGCAGCCCGACUGAGAAAUCCCAACUGAAGCGCUCUGCAUGCUGCCAACAAUCUGCAGAAUUUUGUCGGCAGGAAGAAAAUAUUUAGGAGAGUGGAACUACUCUUUUCCUUCUACCAUCAUACGGCUGUGUUCGUGAUUAAAACAAUUAGUGGCUAUAAUAAGAUUUACUGUUCAUUUAUAUUUAUAAUAAUAUAACAAAAAAAAAAGGAAUAACAGGAAGACUUUAAAAAUAAAUUAUUAGGAAAUAUAAUAGUUAAUAAAAUAAUUUUUAAACCAAUAUUAUACAAUAUAAACAAUAAUUAUAGUACAGGAUCUGGCUGCAGGAUUAUUACACUCAUCAUAUUUUAAAUCAAAACCUAAUUUUUACGUUUAUUUAUGAAUUAGGGGAAUACACUUUUAACAGGGUGCCAAUCAAAAAGUUGCCACAAACAAGGUAUAUGGGCCCGGCAAUCAUGCGUCGGGCGUCGGGCAUCCUAUAAUAAAAAACUUAAGAAUUUUGGAUAAGUGUAAACCUAAAGUAUGUUUUAGGAUGUAUUUCAGAAAAAUAUUUUACAUAACUUCUACAGGAUGGCUCGAAAAUUCGUUGUGAGUUGAUCGUGAUGAUUUUUUUUAA